AUGGUUGCUCGAUCUGUCGCUCUCCGAUCUCUCAGGGGAUCUGCUCGCGUCGCCCCGCGCUUCGCCGUUGCCUCUGCCGCUCCCGUCGCCCGAGGAUUCGCCUCGUCCGCAUUCAUCAUGUCGCAGGGCAAGUUCCGUUCCGAAAAGGACAUCUUCGGUCCCCUCGAGGUCCCCGCCGACCGCUACUGGGGCGCUCAGACCCAGCGAUCACUCCAGAACUUUGACAUUGGUGGACCCCAGGAGCGCAUGCCCGAGCCCCUCAUUGAGGCCUUUGGUGUUCUCAAGAAGGCCGCUGCCACCGUCAACAAGUCGUUCGGUCUCGACCCCAAGGUCGCCGACGCCAUCUGCCAGGCUGCCGACGAGGUCAUCGCCGGCAAGCUCCACGGCCACUUUCCGCUGGUCGUCUUCCAGACCGGCUCGGGCACCCAGACCAACAUGAACGUCAACGAGGUCAUCAGCAACCGCGCCAUCGAGAUCCUCGGCGGUGAACUGGGAAGCAAAAAGCCCGUCCACCCCAACGACCACGUCAACAUGAGCCAGUCGUCCAACGACACCUUCCCCACCGCCAUGCACGUUGCUUCGGUCACUCAGAUCCACAAGGCGCUCCUCCCUGCUCUGGAAGAGCUCCGCGCUGCGCUCGACGCCAAGCGCGCCGAGUUUGACGACAUCAUCAAGAUCGGCCGUACCCACUUGCAGGAUGCUACGCCCUUGACGCUCGGCCAGGAGUUCUCGGGCUAUGUCAAGCAGGUCGAGAACGCCAUCGAGCGCGUCAAGGCCGUCAUCCCGCGUCUGUCGCAGCUCGCCCAGGGCGGUACUGCCGUCGGCACCGGCCUCAACACCUACAUCGGCUUCGACAAGAAGGUGGCUGCCGAGAUCUCCAACAUCACUGGUCUGGCUUUCGAGACGGCCCCGAACAAGUUCGAAGCCCUGGCUGCGCACGAUGCCAUCGUCGAGGCGAGCGGUGCGCUCAACACGGUCGCUGUGUCGUUCAUGAAGAUCGCCAACGACAUUCGCUACCUCGGAUCGGGUCCCCGUUGUGGUCUGGGCGAGCUGAGCCUGCCCGAGAACGAGCCGGGCUCGUCUAUCAUGCCCGGUAAGGUGAACCCGACGCAGUGCGAGGCGCUCACCAUGGUCGCCGCGCAGGUCAUGGGCAACAACACCACCAUCUCGGUCGCCGGCUCGUACGGCCAGUUUGAGCUCAACGUCUUCAAGCCCGUGCUCAUCAAGAACCUGCUCCAGUCCAUCCGUCUGCUUGCGGAUGGCGCGCGUUCCUUCACCAAGAACUGCGUCGUCGGCAUCGAGGCCAAUCGCGACACGAUCAACAAGAUCCUCAACGAGAGUCUUAUGCUUGCCACCAUUCUCAACUCGCACCUGGGCUACGACAACGUGGCGGCUGCGGCCAAGAAGGCCCACAAGGAGGGCACCAAGCUAAUCGAUGCCACCGUCGCCUUGGGCUUCUUGACCGAGGAGGAGUUCAAGAAGAUCGUGCGCCCCGAGUUCAUGCUUGGUCCUACCGAGUACAAGGGCAAGAACUGA
This is a messenger RNA of Sporisorium graminicola, 1536 nucleotides long. RefSeq lists its product as uncharacterized. The record is from RefSeq and is a predicted model, not a curated record. The transcript is spliced from 2 exons. Gene Ontology annotation, cellular component: mitochondrion; tricarboxylic acid cycle heteromeric enzyme complex. Bases 1 to 1536 code for a protein of 511 amino acids. Lineage: Eukaryota; Fungi; Basidiomycota; Ustilaginomycetes; Ustilaginales; Ustilaginaceae. Gene Ontology annotation, biological process: malate metabolic process; fumarate metabolic process; tricarboxylic acid cycle. Gene Ontology annotation, molecular function: fumarate hydratase activity.